Styela clava is the source of this 1561-nucleotide messenger RNA. Its product is annotated as vesicle-associated membrane protein 8-like. NCBI's taxonomy places the organism in Eukaryota, Metazoa, Chordata, Ascidiacea, Stolidobranchia, Styelidae. The record is from RefSeq and is a predicted model, not a curated record.
GGUAUAUUUGCUGAUGUAUUAUUAUUUUUGUUAUUUAAACGUUGUACUAUAACUAAAAUUAUUUAGUUUUAGUUUUCAUUAAACGUACUUAUAAGAUAAAAAGAGUUGAUCGGAGUUGGCAAAUAGUAUGUUAGACAGUUAACGCUAUGAACAAAAAGAAUGAUGAGCCUUCAGAAAAUAAUAUAAGUUCGACGACGAAGAAAAAAAGGAAAAUAUUUAAUUGGCUAAAGAAGGAAAAGAAAAAAAAGAACGACCCAAAUGCAUCUAAAGGAGGAGGUAAACCCCGUUUUCUUAAUGAUAGUGAAGACAUCAAAAAUACUGAAUCAACUCGUGGAGAAUCGUCGUCACAGGGAAAUAAACUGAAAAAAGAAUAUACAAACUUUAACGCAAAACAAAAAGUGGAAAACAAUCAAAGACUUAGGAUCGACUCUAAAAAUCGUUCAACUACACUAUUAGAGUCAAAUAAUGAUAUAACUUCUCAGAGAGGUUCAAGAUGUGCAAAACUUAAUGGCAAGUAACUGUGAAGCAUUAUUGGAACGCGACGAAAAUCUUGAUCAGUUACUUCAAGCUUCAACAAGUCUUCUGAAUUCAUCAAAAGAUUUCGAGAAAGUUUCAAAAACAGUAAAAAAGAAAAUGUUCUGGAAAAAUUGUUGUUGUUGUUGUUGUUGCUGUUGCUAAAUUCAGCUUCAAUAUUAAUUUUGGCGGUACAUGAUGAUAUGCUUGUGAUUUAAAAUGGAUCCCUGCUAAUAAUAUAUAUCACGUGGUUUACGUUAUUAUGAUUAAAAUCACCGAAAGUAUUUUGCCUAUCUUAAUAUUUUGAAUAAAUACCACCUUUAUCUUUACUGACUUUGAAAGGCACUAAACUCUCUAAUGGGUAAACAAAACAUUCGAAAAAGUUUUAAUAAAUAUUUCCUUACGUUGAAAAGUUAUGAAAGGAAUUGCGGGAAUACUGUGACGUUAUUGAAUCAAUUAAUAUGAUGAUAAUUUGCAAAUUUCCAAAAGCGAUAAUUGGAAUAAUUUUUUCGUUUACUGUUCAAAAUAUAAAUGUAUAGUAUUAUUUGGCUAUUUGAAAAUUAUUUUUGGAUAUUUAAUUAUACAAGCAUAUUGUUAAAAUGAAGUCUGUUAUAUCUAUAGAAUUUCGUGACGUAACAGUUAAAGUAUUUUAUUACAAAAUGCUUUAGAGUGAUAAGAUCUGCUGUUUAAUGCAUUUUUCUUCGUUGCCGCUCAUCGGCAAACCUUGAUUCUGUAUUACUUACUAUAUGUGCUAUGAACGGCUCUUGAAAAUCCUAGAGAAUUUCGCCUUGCCUUGUACAUCGCGUAACGAAAUAGUAAUAGCCAUAUUCUAUAAUGUAAAGUGAUUUAUUGCACAAUAUAUGCUCAGAAAUGUCAUAUAAUACCACGUAGAAAACUUAAAUUAGUCUCUUCAUACAUUGUUUACAGACGUAUUCGCGAUAUGCUGCAUAAAUUAGACUGUGACACACAUUUUGUUCCUCGAUUCUAAUAAUUAUUUUCUGAUUGGGUACACCUCAAAACUUAAGAAAAAUGUCAUUACUAUUUUUAU